AUGUUGCCUAGGGUUGCGCCGUCUCCGGCCACCGCCGCCGCCGCCGCCGCAGCGGUUGGCCAGCUCUCCGGGGCGGGGCUCACCGCCGGUUCGGUGAGGCUGCCGGGGGCCCUGCCGUCUGCGGCAGGGUCGGCGGUCUGCUGCAGGGCCGCGGCGAAGGGGAAGGAGGUGCUCAGCGGCGUGAUGUUCCAGCCGUUCGAGGAGCUCAAGGGGGAGCUGUCCCUCGUGCCGCAGGGCAAGGACCAGUCGCUCGCCAGGCACAAGUUCGUCGACGAGUGCGAGGCCGCCCUCAACGAGCAGAUCAAUGUGGAGUACAAUGCCUCGUACGCGUAUCACUCCCUCUUCGCCUACUUCGACCGCGACAACGUUGCUCUCAAGGGAUUUGCCAAGUUCUUCAAGGAAUCAAGCGAUGAGGAGAGGGGGCACGCCGAGAAGCUCAUGGAGUACCAGAACAAACGUGGAGGCAGGGUGAGGCUCCAGUCAAUUGUCACACCCUUAACGGAGUUCGACCAUCCUGAGAAAGGCGAUGCCCUGUAUGCAAUGGAGUUGGCUCUAGCUCUUGAAAAGCUGGUGAAUGAGAAACUGCACAACCUGCACAGUGUAGCUACGAGGUGCAAUGAUCCUCAGCUGACCGACUUUGUUGAGAGCGAAUUCCUUCAGGAGCAGGUUGACGCCAUCAAGAAGAUCUCUGAGUAUGUGUCGCAGCUGAGAAGAGUCGGCAAAGGCCACGGAGUGUGGCACUUCGAUCAGAUGCUGCUUGAGGAGGCAGCUUGA
Molecule: messenger RNA, 774 nt
Organism: Triticum turgidum subsp. durum (durum wheat)
Lineage: Eukaryota; Viridiplantae; Streptophyta; Magnoliopsida; Poales; Poaceae
Source: the annotation of a GenBank genome assembly